CCAAAUUUGUCGCUUUCUAAUUCCAUAAAGGAGAGGUUUUGGUGUUGGUUGCAUCCUGAUUUCACCCGACGGAGGAGAGGAUUUUGGGGAAGCUGCAUUUUCCGACGGGAUGAAGAGCCGAACAAAGCUUAAGAAACGGCAGAUUGUUAAAGAAAGAGACUGCGAAGAUUGGUGUUUCGUCUGCAAAGACGGUGGAGACCUAAUUCUCUGCGAUUUCAAUGAUUGUUUGAAGGUUUAUCAUCCAGGGUGUGUGGGAAAGGAUGAUUCCAUUGGAGAACAUUGGACUUGUGAUCGGCAUUCUUGUUUGAUGUGUCAUAAAUCCCCCAAAUUCUAUUGCUACUGCUGUCCUAAUGCUGUAUGUGGACAAUGCCUCAUUGCUGCUGAGUUUGCACCUGUUAGAGGGAAGAAAGGGCUAUGCGACGAGUGUUUGGAGCUUGUAUUGCUUGUUGAAGAUAAAGAGGAUUUGGACAUUGAUGGGGGCAAGAUAGACUUAAAAGAUCGAAACACAUAUGAAUGCCUGUUCUUGGAAUAUUGGGAUAUCAUAAAAGAAGAUGAAGGCUUGAAUUUGGAGGAUGUCUAUUCAGCAGAUGCCAGGUUGAAGAAGGGUCAGCUCUCCAAGUGUAGCUCCAAGCCAAAAAUGAUUGGCAAGGGAAAAAAAGAUACUACAGUGAUAUUGUCUGAUAGUGAGCUCGAUGAUACUGAAGAAUUUGAAAGAAUUGUAAAAGGCAAGGGGUCCAGGAAAAUGGAAUUUAUGGGUUGGGGGUCGAAGCCUCUUAUUGAGUUUCUUGGAUCUAUUGGUAAAGAUACGAAAAAAGAGUUAUCGCGAUAUGAUGUUCAUUCAAUUAUUUGUGAAUAUAUUCAAGAAAAAAGACUUUUGGAUCCCAGAAAAAGGAAGAGGAUCCUGUGUGAUGAAAGGCUUUAUUCGGUUUUUAGGAGGAGAUCUAUGAAUAAGAACAAACUGUAUAAUCUUCUAGAAGCUCAUUUUGUUGUGAACUUAGACCUAUCAGAUGAUGAUGAUGAAAAAUUGGAUAAAGCUGAGAUCUGUGCCCUUGGAAAAAAUGAAAAGACCUUCACAAUUCACAAGAAGCAGAAAACCAUUAGUUCUAAUGGAAAAUUGCAAGGGUUGGAAAUAGAUCCAAGAGUCCAAGAAAGCUGUUUUGCGUCUAUUGUUUCAGAGAAUAUCAGACUUGUCUAUUUAAGAAAAAGUUUAGUGCAGGAGUUGUUAAAAGAUCCUCAGAGUUUUGAACAAAAGGUAGUAGGAAGUUUUGUGAGAGUAAAAAAUGACCGAAGAGACUGCUGGUUGAGAAAUUCUCACCAGCUUUUGCAAGUAACAGGGAUUAAGCAAAUCUCAACAACUAGUGAAAAUGAUGGUGAUAUUGUUCUAAGGGUUUCCAAUUUUCCAACAGAUGUUUUCAUUUCCAUGUUGUCAGAUUCCGACUUUUGUGAGGAAGAGAUUGAUGAUUUGAAACAAAAAGUGGAGAAGGAAUUCCUCCCAAAGCCAACAGUUGUGGAGCUUGAACAAAAGGCUAAAUAUCUACACGAGUAUAUAAUGAAAGAUUGGAUUCAGAAAGAGCUGAUCAGAUUACAAAAGCGCAUUGACUUUGCUAAUGAGAAGGGAUGGAGGAGAGAAUUGGAUGAAUAUUUACAACUGCUGGAACAUCUCAAGAAACCAUCUGAGCAGGAACGAUUAAUGAAACAGUCACCAAAGGUUAAAGCAGAGCUUGUCCAGUGCAAAACUUGUUCAGUUGAAGUUGUGGAAAGUUCUCCAGACCACGAUGAAACAUCAGUGAAUCCUUGUGGAGACUUGGAUCACUAGUACAAAACCUGUAAGAUGAUGAUGGGACUUCUUGUGAGAGAACAAAAUGCUUAAGCAAUUCCUGCAUUUUUGUUUAUCUUUAGAAUGAAUGUUUUUGCAGCACAUGUUUUUGAUGUUUGUUCUCAUAUUUAUUAGUAACUGUCUUUGCUGGAACAUAAAUUAUAUAAUCGUUGCAGUUGUUUUC
Manihot esculenta (cassava) is the source of this 2000-nucleotide messenger RNA. RefSeq lists its product as uncharacterized. Bases 110 to 1816 code for a protein of 568 amino acids. NCBI's taxonomy places the organism in Eukaryota, Viridiplantae, Streptophyta, Magnoliopsida, Malpighiales, Euphorbiaceae. The record is from RefSeq and is a predicted model, not a curated record. Gene Ontology annotation, molecular function: DNA binding. The transcript is spliced from 9 exons.